AUGACGCCAGCCCCUCCAAGCCCCCAAUUGAGGGCUCUAAAAUUCUCACCGUUCCUCAACCACCCUAUCCCAUCGAUAACAACCACCAGCCCCGAUACCUCAUACUACCGCCCAUCUCCGCUGGGUGACAACACACUCACCGCAUUUCCCUUUGGCAACCGCGACAUUCCCGGCUUCUACGUCGUUAUCCCAGCGGGAGGCGCUGGCACCCGCUUAUGGCCUCUAUCUCGAGAAGAACACCCAAAAUUCCUCCUGGAUCUCACAUUAAAGGGGCGUUCUCUGAUUCAAGCAACGUGGGACCGUCUCCUCCCCCUUUCCUCCGCCACACGCACCACCGUUGUCGCUGGGCCCGGACACGUCUCCUCCAUCCGCGAACAGCUCCCCGACCUCCUCCCAGACAACCUCUUUUGCGAGCCGGGUCCAAAAGACUCUAUGGCCGCCAUUGGUUUGGCAGCUGCGGUCCUAGCCCGCCGUGACCCAGAAGCUGUGAUCGGAUCCUUUGCGGCUGAUCAUAUGAUUUCAGGUGAUGAUGCCUUCUUAAGCGCCGUCGCUGAAGCUGUAGAGGUUGCAAGAAAGGAUUACCUCGUCACUAUUGGGAUUGCUCCCUCGCACCCGUCUACCGGGUUCGGGUACGUCCGUCUUGGGGAAAAGUUGGGCAUGAAAGAGGCUCCCAAUGCGAGGCUUGUGUCAAGCUUCAAGGAGAAGCCUGAUGCGCGCACUGCCGCUUCGUAUAUCGCAACGGGUAAUUACCGCUGGAACGCUGGUAUGUUCGUCACGAAGGCGACGUUCCUUCUGCAGUUGUUGGAUGAGUAUAAGCCGGAAUUGGCGGAGGGCUUGAGGAGAAUUGCGGAUGUUUGGGAUGAUGAGACGCAAAGGCAGGCAGUGCUGGAGGAGGUGUGGUCUGGGUUGGAGAAAAUUCCGAUUGAUAAUGCUGUUGCUGAGCCUGCUGCUAUUGAGGGACGAGUCGCUGUUGUUCCUGCUACUUUCGGUUGGGAUGAUGUCGGUGAUUUCUCGUCGCUCGCUGACCUCCUGCCAGCCGAGGCUAACCAGCCCCGCAUUUUGGGUGAUAACAACCUUGUGGUCACUGAGCAAGUUGCAGGAGGCAUCGUCGUCCCCGGAUCCGGCCGCCUCAUCGCCUGCCUCGGCGUCGACGAUCUAGUGAUCGUCGACAUGCCAGACACACUACUCGUCACUACCCGCGCCCGAUCCCAGGAAGUCAAGCGCCUCGUCAAGAGGUGCCGCGAGGCCGGUUGGAAGCAACUCUUGUGA
Messenger RNA from Laccaria bicolor S238N-H82, 1269 nucleotides. RefSeq lists its product as uncharacterized. NCBI's taxonomy places the organism in Eukaryota, Fungi, Basidiomycota, Agaricomycetes, Agaricales, Hydnangiaceae. The record is from RefSeq and is a predicted model, not a curated record. Bases 1 to 1269 code for a protein of 422 amino acids. The transcript has 3 exons. Gene Ontology annotation, biological process: GDP-mannose biosynthetic process. Gene Ontology annotation, molecular function: mannose-1-phosphate guanylyltransferase (GTP) activity.